GUGACGAAUCAAAUUUACUGUAAGUUCGCUCAUCUCUAAUUCUAACCAAUGAGCAGAACUGUGAAUGCAGCUCUGCAGUAUAAACCGAGCGGUAGCUCAGUAUUCUAUAUCCAGAAGAAAAUGCUCAAUAAUAGGUCAGAGGUUGCGGAGCAGCUGUAUAUUGUUUAUAGAGAGACUGGAGUCCAAUUUCAACAGGCGGGACCAACACAAGGGUUAAAUAUUCUCUCAGUGGUCGAGAACCUGCAGUUCAUCGCACAGGGACAGAAGAGAGUGGAAGGAUCUGGCCGCGUCCUCCACGGUUUGACCUACACAAUGGAAGCCAUCUUGGUUCUUCUGUCUGUUGUGGUCAUCCUAUUUGUGGCCAGUGUAUAUAAGAGUCAGAAGAAGAACAAAUAUGCCAAUCUUCCUCCUGGGCCCAAACCUUUACCGAUUAUUGGAAACCUGCACAUGAUCGAUACACGGAAACCUCAAAAAUCAUUCAUGGAGUUAUCAAAGAAGUAUGGGACAGUAUUCAGCGUCCAUCUUGGCACACAGAAGUUUGUUAUCCUGUGUGGUUACGACACAAUUAAAGAUGCCCUUAUCAACCACGCUGAAGAAUUCUCUGGAAGGCCACGCACAGCAAUGACUUCGAAAACUUCCGAGGGAUAUGGUGUUAUAUUUGCAAAUGGAGAAAACUGGAAAGUGAUGAGAAGAUUUACUCUGUCGACGUUACGAGAUUAUGGAAUGGGGAAAAAGAGUAUAGAAGACAAGAUUACUGAAGAAUGUGAAUGCUUAAUGGAGACCUUUAGAUCUUAUGGAGGAAAACCUUUCAAUAAUCUAGCCCUCAUAAAUACGGCUGUAGCCAAUGUAAUCGUGUCCAUACUGCUGGAUUACAGAUAUGACUAUGAUGAUCCUACAAUACUGAAGCUCAUGAGAUUAAUCAAUGAAAAUAUCAAGGUUGCAGGAAGUAUUAUGAUCAGGCUGUAUGACAGUUUUCCUUGGCUGGUCGGCUGGCUACCUGGGGCACAUAGAAAGACUAUUGAAAACCUCAAAGAGCUUAAGGACUUUGUAAGAGAGACAUUCACACGAAAGGAGAAAGAGCUGGAUGUAAACAAUCAGAGGAACCUCAUUGAUGCCUUCCUUGCUAAACAACAAGAGGGAAAACCAGAGUCUACUUUGUAUUACCACAAUAAAAACCUAAACAUACUGGUCAUCAACCUAUUCGCUGCAGGAAUGGAGACCACCUCAACCACUCUACGAUGGGGCCUUUUGUUAAUGAUGAAAUAUCCUGAAAUACAAAAAAAAGUGCAAUACGAGAUUGAAAAUGUUAUUGGAUCUGCUCAACCUCAGGUAGAACAUAGGAAGGAAAUGCCAUAUACUGACGCUGUUAUUCAUGAAAUUCAAAGAUUUGGUGACAUCGUGCCUGGAAACGUUCCACAUGGAGCAACUAGUGACAUCACAUUUAGGGGCUUUGUUAUUCCAAAGGGAACAACAAUCAUCCCAUUGCUGCACUCUGCUCUGCGAGAUAAAUCUUACUUUGAGAAGCCGGAAGAGUUUUAUCCAGAACACUUUCUUGAUUUGCAAGGAAAGUUCAAGAAGAAUGAGGCCUUCAUCCCCUUCUCAUUGGGUAAAAGAAGUUGUGCUGGAGAGAAUUUAGCAAAAAUUGAAUUGUUCCUGUUCUUCACAACCCUGCUACAGAACUUCACAUUCCAAGCCCCACCAGGUGCAGAGCUGGAUCUUAACUCCACCCCAGGGUUAACUAAUUCCCCAUUACCUCAUGAAAUCUGUGCUAUCCCUCGCAGAUGAGAGAAUUUUUUACCAUUUAAGCUAAAUGUGCCAACUUAAAGGGGUACUCCGCUGCUCAGUGUUUGGAACAAACUGUUCCGAACGCU
This is a messenger RNA of Hyla sarda, 1871 nucleotides long. RefSeq names its product cytochrome P450 2B4-like. The coding region runs from base 49 to 1785 and encodes 578 amino acids. The transcript is spliced from 11 exons. NCBI's taxonomy places the organism in Eukaryota, Metazoa, Chordata, Amphibia, Anura, Hylidae. Gene Ontology annotation, molecular function: oxidoreductase activity, acting on paired donors, with incorporation or reduction of molecular oxygen, reduced flavin or flavoprotein as one donor, and incorporation of one atom of oxygen; iron ion binding; heme binding. Gene Ontology annotation, biological process: xenobiotic metabolic process. The record is from RefSeq and is a predicted model, not a curated record. Gene Ontology annotation, cellular component: cytoplasm; intracellular membrane-bounded organelle.